Molecule: messenger RNA, 1515 nt
Organism: Prunus persica (peach)
Lineage: Eukaryota; Viridiplantae; Streptophyta; Magnoliopsida; Rosales; Rosaceae
Product: ras-related protein RABF2b
Exons: 7
Coding region: 659-1237 (192 amino acids)
Molecular function (GO): GTP binding; GTPase activity
Source: RefSeq, a predicted model, not a curated record
AUUUGUCUUGAUAUGGUCCUGUCUCUGUAAUUUCAUUUGGGUUUUAGUUAAUUUUGUAGUUCUGAUCGUUCUGUGUAUGAUUGAAUGAGAAUUAUGAUGUGGGUUUGGUUUGUUUCUCACGGAAAUUGUUUCGAUAAUCCAUUACUGUCAUAUUUUUGUGAUAAUUUGAGAUGGGUAUGAUUGGAUUUUCGGCUGUGAAUUUUGGAUUGCCAACCUUCCUUAUCGCUUUUGUUGGUCUGCAUGAUUGUGCAUAAUAUUCAGAUGCUUGCCUUUUUUUUAAUGACAGUUCAUUUCUGGGUUUACGUUAUAUUCCUUGUGCGUUUGUGGGUUUUCUUUCAUUAAUUACAAUGAUGUAGGCUAAGAAUAGUUCUUUACUUUCACUUUUAAACCCUGGAAAUGGAAAUCAGAUGCUAUUAUCUUUAACAUGUAAAUUUUGCUUUUGUUUUUAUAUUUGUAUUUGUGCUUGUUAGCAUUCUGGCUGCAACAAAAGUUUGUUAUGUUUCGUAGCUGUUUAGACUGAAGUAUUACUCUUCUGUGCUCUUGUUUAUCUUGGUCCGGUUCUGAUAUUCGAACCCGAGGGUCUCUGAGAAUGAUAAACAUACUGUGACUGCGCAAGUUGCAUGGCUAUCUUGGUCUGUGAUGUGUACCAGAAAAGAGAAUGUUUGGUUUAAAGGUGCUUCUUGGGGAUGUUGGAGCUGGGAAGUCUAGUCUGGUGUUGCGCUUUGUAAAAGGACAAUUUAUUGAAUUCCAGGAAUCAACCAUAGGUGCUGCCUUCUUCUCACAAACAUUGGCUGUAAAUGACGCAACUGUAAAAUUUGAGAUUUGGGAUACAGCAGGUCAAGAGAGGUACCAUAGUUUGGCUCCAAUGUAUUAUAGAGGAGCUGCUGCUGCAAUAAUUGUGUAUGAUUUAACAAAUCAAGCAUCAUUUGAGCGAGCAAAAAAAUGGGUACUGGAACUCAAAUCACAAGGCAAUCCAAACAUGGUUAUGGCACUAGCUGGGAAUAAAGCAGAUCUGGUAGAGGCAAGGACUGUAGCAGCAGAGGAUGCACAGGCAUAUGCUCAAGAGAAUGGCCUUUUCUUCUUGGAAACUUCUGCAAAAACUGCAGACAAUGUGAAUGACAUCUUCUAUGAGAUAGCAAAGAGAUUACCUCGAGUGCAGCCUGUGCAGAACCCUGCAGGAAUGGUUCUUAUGGACAGACCUUCUGAAAGGGUAGCAAGCUCAUCCUGUUGCUCAUAGAGGUUCUAUGGUGCCUUCAGCCACUGCGAGCUUGGUUAUUUCCAUAAUAGUUGCAUAACUCACAGUGGAAAUGAUAUAUCGUUUUACGGAGUUUCCCAUGUAUGUGUACAUUUAUUCAGAUUUGUAUAUGCAUGUUUGUUUAGAUACUUUCACAAAGUGUGAGAAGCAUAUGGAGAUUGUUUUUUCAUGUAAUGAAAUGGUUUGGCAUGCUAACUCUGAUUUGCAAAUACCCAGGUUUGGUAAUGAGUAAUAAGAAUUCUUAUUCUUUAAUGAGAAAC